Molecule: messenger RNA, 1916 nt
Organism: Corvus hawaiiensis (hawaiian crow)
Lineage: Eukaryota; Metazoa; Chordata; Aves; Passeriformes; Corvidae
Gene: CD226
Product: CD226 molecule
Biological process (GO): cytokine production; positive regulation of T cell receptor signaling pathway; positive regulation of mast cell activation
Cellular component (GO): external side of plasma membrane
Source: RefSeq, a predicted model, not a curated record
AUGUCCUCUCAUCAUGUCACUAAUUGCCUGGCAGAAGAGGCCGACUCCCACCUGGCCACAGCCUCCUUUCAGGCAGUUGUAGGGAGCGAUACGUUUGCAGAUUCUUCUGCAAAGCUUACUGAGAAAGUGAAACUGCAAUGCAUGUAUAAAAAAAAAAAGAAAAAAGCUGUGAUAAUCCAGACAUCCUGGAUGAAAUGUAAUCAUAAGGAAAAUACAGCUGUCUUGCAUUCAAUCUAUGGCAUACAUACCAAAGACAAGUACGAUAGAAGAAUUUAUUUUGAAAAUAGGGACAAGUCCUUAUCCUUCAUCAAGACCACCUUGGAAGAUGAUGAUCUCCAUAGAACUAACAGUUUCUCCAUUGUAACUAACCCAGAUGGAAUUUUGAAAAAGGGAAUAGAAAUUGCUCAUUCAACAGAUGCUUUUGAAGUGUCUGAGAAACAAAAUAAUCCCAUGUUUACCAAGCCAGGAGGAGAUGUUGCUUUUACUUGCCCUUAUAAAAUUGGAGAUUCAGUGCAGUGAGCAAUGUGGGAAAGGAUUAAAGCAGAUUGGGUAGAUAUUGUCAUUCUGUGCAAUUUGUCAGGAAAGCAAAGCUUUGGUUCAGAUUUCAAAGAACAUACACCAGUGGAUUGUUCUGACCAGAUUGUCUUUCAAAACAUUACAGCCUCUGACUUUGCAAUGUAGUACCGUGUAGCUGCUGGGAGAAAUAAAAACCAUGUGAUGAGUUUUACUGUGGUUGCAACUUGGGAUCACAAAUGGUUUAUUACCUACAUAGCUGAAGGGAUUUCUGCUGCUGUUUUGCUGUUAGUUUUCCUACUGGUCUUCUGCAUCACCACUGCUUGUCACAAAAAAAAGAAGAGGAAGAUCACAGAGGCUUUAUCAAAAGCUUUGUACUCCACUCAGAUCUGGCUAAGAUCACCUGUUGAGAUGAAGCUUACUCAUGCCUCCUUCUAACAGUUAUGGAAGAUCCAAUUUUCAUGGCAUACACAGCAGAGAAAGAAGAGGAGAAGAAUCAUCACUCCGGCAGACAGAGGAGAUUUAUGCCAACUGCAAAAACAUCUCACACAAACAUAAGAAAAGAUGAUUUGGUUCUUUCUUAAGAAUGAAGUAAUCAAAGCACAGGCCUUUUAUUUGCAGCAUAGACUUUAUUUUCUCUGUGCUGGUGAGACGUGGAGGGUCAAACUGGCUGUGCUGGGCACUGCCUGGGCUGCUUUGUCAGGACAGUGACGUGACCCUGGCUGUGUUGGUGCUGUAUUGCAGCCUGCAGAGUUACCCUACCCCUUAAUUCAUAUGCAGGAUUAGAGACUAUUUGUCCUUCUGCAAUUGAAACACUUUAACCUAGUAGGUGGACUCUUAAGUAUCAAUUUUAGAACGGCUCUGAUAUGUAGAAUAGAGCUGCAUAUGUUUACAUAAAGUUAAUUUGGUCUGAGAAAUCUAUGUGUAUGAGAAGCCUAUGUGACAGGGUGAGAAAGAAAAUGUGUUUGAUGUUGUCUUCGUUCAUGGUUUUUGCAUCUCAAAUUGAGAACUCUAUAGAAUAAUAAAUACCCACGAUUUUCCACACAGGAGGUGUUAUUUUGCUGCCGGGCAAGCAGUACUAUUCAGCUGACAAAAGCAAAUGUAUCAGGGCUCCUUGAACCUAGAUUUAAAAGUAUGAAUAGCAGCUUGGUAUCUGACAGCUUUGUGGUUUUACAGGCUUCUUGCCACAGUAAUUUCAGUGUCUUCUAUUUGGGGAUGGAAUUGAAGUGUAGUCCCUGCUCUCCUUCCCCACUCCUUCACCCUCUCCACUCCCCCCAUGCCCAGAAGAAAACAAAACAUGAAGACUCUGUCACUGUCAGGUUAUAUUUAAUAAUUUAUUAUAAGGUUUAAUUGCGCAAAAAAUAAAUGAGAAACAUGGAAGGUAUAUGAGUAAAUGAUGCAAA